Coniophora puteana RWD-64-598 SS2 is the source of this 802-nucleotide messenger RNA. Its product is annotated as adaptin ear-binding coat-associated protein 1 NECAP-1. Gene Ontology annotation, biological process: endocytosis. Gene Ontology annotation, cellular component: clathrin vesicle coat; membrane. The coding region runs from base 28 to 666 and encodes 212 amino acids. Lineage: Eukaryota; Fungi; Basidiomycota; Agaricomycetes; Boletales; Coniophoraceae. The transcript is spliced from 6 exons. The record is from RefSeq and is a predicted model, not a curated record.
ACCCACACCACUACCAUCUCCAUCAGCAUGGACGCCGGCGACGAUGAAAUCGAGUCGAUCCUCCACAUCGCCAGAGAAGUGAUGGUAUACAAGAUCCCGCCCCUGCGCAAGAACGAGGGCCACCGCGCGAACGAGUGGGGCGACCUCACGCAGUGGCUCUGGAAAGGCCGCAUGCGCAUCGUCGAGAAGGGCAGCGUCGCCACGAUACUGUUCGAGGACGGCACGACAGGCGAACUGUUCGCAAAGGCGGAAUACGACACCACGAAGCCCUCCGUCGAGGCCGUCCUGGAUUCGUCUCGGUACUUUGUCGUCCGCGUCGAGGAGGCGGGCAAGAAGGCCUACAUCGGCAUGGGCUUCGCCGAGCGCACGGAUAGUUUUGACUUUAACGUGGCUCUCCAAGAUUACACCAAGCGCUGCAAAGCUCGGCUGAACCCUCCCAGUCCGACCGAGGAGACUCCAUCCCCGCACGUCCCUACCGGUCCCAAGAAGGACUACUCCCUGAAGGAGGGCCAGACUUUCUCCAUAAACAUCCCUGGGAGGGAGAAGAAAUCCGGCAGUGGAACCAAUCUGCUGGGGUCCGACUCGACUUCCUCCGGGGGUGGAGGAGGAUUUGGCGGUGGCAUUCCUUUGCUCCCGCCGCCGCCGAGCUCGGGGAAGAAGAGGUAAUGCAAAGCAAAGGAAGGAGGAAUAAGUGUGUUCGUCUGUCAGAAGAACUUGGAUUACGUGUCUUGAUUGUAGGAUUCCGCAAUCUAACGCGCUGUUGUACGAUGAGGCCUGUCAUCUGACUGAUUUCCUUUAAGCC